AUGGGUGUAGCCCCAUCGUCGCUGCGCGCCCAAGGCGACCUGCGCCGCGUACUCCGGGACUGGGACGUCCUCGAUGUCCACGUCGUCCUGAAGAAGUACCGCCACAUGACCCUGCGCUACUGCGUGACCAUGGAACAGCUUGGCUUUGUCCUCGGGCGCGCGCUCCCCGAUGCGUUCGUCUCGCUCUGCUUUCGCGUCUUUGCGCCCGCCAAGGUCCGCGCGUCGCCCGCCGUGCCCGUCGUCGACAUGAUGGAGAUCUUUGUGAGCUUGAUCCUGCUCUGCCAGGCCACGAUGGCGCAGCGGGUGGCCUUCUUGUUCGACGUCGUCGACACCCAGAGCACGGGUCGACUCUCGCCGCCCAGCCUCUCUUUGCUGCUCCAGGCUGCCGCCCGCAGCGUUGUCAAGUUGACACAAACAAACGUCGUUGUCGCCAACGUAUUCGACAACCUGGUGCAGUCGGGGAUGGCGACCGACCCAAGCCGACUAGACAGCGUCGACAAGGCGACGUUUUGCUCCUGGGUUCUCGGGCAUCCAAGUCUCCUCAGCUACCUUGAGGCGUGCACGGGCGAAGCGCGCCCGCGGCUCUAUGUCGCGCUGGAAAAGUCAUCGUCGGUCCUUGGCUACAUUGAGUUUGACUCGGUGCACGAAUUGCACUCUGCCUCAUUGGACCGCGUCCGGGCCAUGGCCACCGAGCAGCUCGGCCAUCUCGAUGCUGCGUUCGAGUUUCUCAGCCACGGUCGACCGAUGGCGCGGGCCAAGGAAGGCGACGUGAAAGCAUGGGACCUCAUACCGUUCGCGAUCCUCGGAACGCCUGGCCACCACUGGCAGCAGAAAGAACUUGCGUACAGCUUCGAGGCACAGCGAACGCCAGUAGAGCGCGCAAGCGACCCGCACCCGAACCAACAGCGUCCACUGCUCGCGUUUCAGUUUCAGCACCACCACUACACACUACCAUCGUUCACCAAGAAGGUUCAUGACGUCGCACCACUGUACAAGCAUCUGCGCUUGCGGUUGCAUGCGCCCGACGUCUACGUGUGGCGACUGUGUCAGUACUGGUGCGGCGACUGGCUCUUGAACCAAAGCGCGCUGCAGGCACCAUCGCGCCGCCAGCUCGUGUCUCGGCUGCGCAAGGAAACCAAGCCCCUCCUCAUGCAUGGUGGCGCGGCAGGUCUCGUCGUUAAAGACACCCAAGGACACAUUCUCUCGCACAACCCCAAGCUACCAAGUCUGCAGUCCAAGCUGCGGCUUUUGGCGAUGGAGACGCAGCUCGACACCGAGGCGUCGCUGGCGUCGCACGAUCCACCGACGAUGCUCAUUGAGCGCCAUGCGCACCCGUCUCGGUACUACUCACGCCUCCUGGGCACGGUGCGGACAACCGCCUCCACCGGCGAAUGGCACGUCGUCACGGGCCACGCUGUGCACGGCGACUGGUGCAAGAAAAGCUCGUCGAUUCCGCUGCCGUCGGACCACAUCCAAGUGUUUCCGUUGCUCUGGCUGCGGCCAGAGACGUCGCCAUCGGUGCCCCGGGUCCUCGACCUUGCGCUUUCGGCCAAGGAGUGUCCGAUUGAGCUUCUGCGCGUCCUUCUGCCGACACUGCCCGACAAGCGCGUGCUGAACCAACCCGACUGCAUGGGCCGAACGCUACUGCACUACGCUUCGCUCUUUGGGCACGCAACGCUCCUGGACCUUCUCUUGGGCGAGCGUGUGCUUGUCGAUGUGCUCGACAGCCAGCGCAACACGGCCCUCCACUUGGCCGCGCGCUACGGGCGGCUCAAGGCCGUGAGCCGGCUCCUCGCCCACGGCGCAUCCACAACGUCGCUCAACGUGCAGCACCAGCUUCCGCUGCACCUCGCGCUGCUUCAUGUGGCGACGCAGUACGACAUCGCCAACGGCAUUUUCGCCCGGUACGAGAACGCUGAGCAAGUUGUCGAUUUGUUGUGGGACCGGACGCCGCCGGUGUGGUGGCAUGCACAGGACAUCUACGGACACUCGGUGUUCGCGAUGGAGGAGCGCGUCUUUGGCUCGGUCUUUGAAGCCGCGCGCGCCGGCCUUGUGCCAAGAAUCCAGCAUUUGCUCGAGAGCAAGAAGAUCCCGCACUUGAACGUGCAACUGGAGAUCCUGCAGUCGACCGCGCUCGUCGAAGCGGCCGAGCGCGGCCGCUACAACGUCGUCGACUACCUCGUGCGGCAGGGCGCCGACGUGUUCAUCGCCAACCAGCGGGGCGCGACGGCGCUACAUAUUGCGGCGGCCCGCGGGUUUGACCGGAUCGCCGAGUGCCUACUCUUCAAGUACCCGCAACUUAUUGGCGUGACCGACGUCAACGGCAAGACCGCGCUGCACGUGGCGAUUGAGCACGAGAAGACGUCGAUCGCACUCCUCCUUUGUCAGUACAUGCUCGGCCACGAGCAUUAUACGCGAGACAUCUUUGGGAUGACGCCCUUGCACGUCGCUUGCGUGCUUGGCAACGUCGCAGUCGCGCGCGCGCUCUUGAUCAAGCACGCGGUCGAGACUCGCUCGCACCCGCCGCUUGCCCACAAAUGCUUCGACGACACUAUCCCGACACCGAUCGAGAGGCUCUUGCACGGAUGGAAGGUCGCGACGUUUGAUGUCGACGCAGCGAUCCUGGCGGCGACGCACCACCGGUACUGGGACCUCUUGACCCUUCUCUUGGAGAGUCUCGACGAAAAUAAAGAGUCGACGCCGGUGCUUUUGGCCCAUCUCGUACUCCAGCAACUCGCCCAUGCGCCGUCCAUGGCGGUGCGCGCCCUCGAGCUCCUCGGCCAGCGCAAGCGCUUGGCGCUUGAAACUAUCGACGAGGCCGGCAACACGCUGCUCAUGGCCGAGGUGACACGGUGCUGCAAGGAGCCACCGUCGUCGUCGUCGCUCGCGGUGGUCCGCACUCUCCUCGCGUACGGUGCCAACGUCCACCUUGCCAACGCGUUGCAUCAACGCCCGAUCCCGUGUGCAGCGUUCCACGGCCACGACGAGCUGCUCGAUGUGCUCCUCGACGGCGUCCCGUUCGACACGCUGCACGCUAGCUGCGCGACCGCCGACUCGGCCCUGCACAUGGCCUGUCUCCGCGGCCACCUCAGCACGGUGCAGCUGCUGCUAUCGCGCGGCGCGACGCUGCAUGCGUGCGUCACGGACGAGUCGCCGCUGUGCUUUGCCGUGCGGUCGGGCUCGACCGAGCUCGUGAAAUUCUUGCUGGUGCACGGUGCGGAUGUCAACCUCUGGCUGCCACUGCCGCCGACCCGACAGUGGUUUGGGAUGUCGUGGACGUCGCCAGCGGUGGGCCACGGCGGGCCGCUGGCGCUGGUUCUGCACACCGCCCCGGCCUCGUUCCAGGAACACACAUACGACGAGCCCAUGUCCGAUAGCCUUGCCGCCGCCAUGUACACCACGCGCCAUGAGCUUGCCACGCGGCGCCAGUGGCAGACGUUGUACGACAUGGCGCUGCUGCUCACCGACAAUCUUAUCCAGAUCGACCCGACGCUCAAGCUGCACGUGACCGCGGACGAGAUCACGCGCGCGUGUGUGGUAGGCUUUUGGGCGGUCGCGAUCCGCCUCUUGACGCACCGCCGCAUCGAGUUUCCUCGUGCCAACGUUCCCGACAAGACUCUGGGUGCAAUGCAUCUCGCCGCCGCCGCGGGCCAAGCCAGUUUAAUUGGUCUCUUGACCUCCAAUGGCGUCGACGUCGACGGCCUCGUGGUCCGCAGUCGCUGCGUCCACGCCGCGCCUCUCUACUUUGCCCUUGUGCGCGGGCAGCACAUGACAGCCGCCAAACUGUACCUUCUCGGCGCGUCGACGACCACCGUGUCUCGGACAACACAGGUGCAUCCGAUGCAAUCGCACACCAAUGGCUGGAUGAAACGGACGCCGCUUCGAUCCCCGUCACUGCGUGCAUGUGCGGGGGCCUACACCAACAUGGUACACCACCUCCGCUUGAGCCUCGCGUCAAGUGUGCCUGUCGUGCACAUGGCCUGUCAACGCGGGUGUCUACCGCUGCUGCAAGUGUACCACCGCGCCGGGCUCUCGCUGCAAGACGUUGCUGCGUCGGGGCACACGCCGCUCACGUUGGCGAUUCAACACGAGCAGCUCGACAUUGUGGCGUGGCUCGUCGCCACCGUGCCGUCGCUGGCGGGCCUGCGCGCGCCACACCUUGCGCUGGCGACCGCCGCGCGUCUGCCGCGAACGUACCUCGGGAAAACGCCGCUUCUCCUGCUCUUGCUGCAGCCGAUGCCACACGAGACGAGUGACGAACGCCUGGCGCGGCUCGCCGCUCUCGACAGCGGCGGGUGCACGGCACUCGACCACGCAGCACUCGCCAGCGACGACGAUGCGAUUCGCUUGCUGCUCCCACACUGCCCACCGACAAUCACGACCAUCCUUGCGGCGCUGCAAGGCGGCGAGCCGCGUCCAGUGGUGCAGACCCUGCUGCCGUCGUGGUCGGCGCUCCGGGGCGCCACCUUUGACCAUCUUUUGCAAGCGUUUAUUUUGGCAUCGUCGCGCGAAAUGUGGGACGUCGUGUCGCACUGCUUGCUACUACCAGAGGCCAGUGUCGAGCCAUACGCAACGUGGAUCCGCCGGGCCGCGACCUGCAGCCUCGUGCUCCACCGGGCCGCCGCCGCCAACCAAGUUGCGGUCGUUCAGAAGCUCGUGCAUGGCUUUGGCGUCCCGCCGGACCUUGUCGUGGCCAACAUGCCGUCGCGAACACCGAUUUGGUACGCCGGUGCACACAUGGCGCUGGACGCGUUUAUAGCACUGGUUUUGGCGUUGCCGCCAACGCAGUCGGUGCUCCCGGCCCUCGUGCAGCGGGGCACCGGGGCGCCGGCUACCCACGGACGCUGUCGACCGAUACGGCCAAAUGUCCAGCAGCUCCAAGCGCGCGCCCGUUCGCUCAACGCCUUUGUCUGGCCGUCGCACUCGGUCGACGCCACGGACGCGCUCCGGGUCGCAGGAUUUCAAACGUGUACAUGGCGCAACCUCUCGGCGUUCUCCAGCUAUGGCACGAGUGCACUCGAGCACCAACGAACCAUCCACCGCAUUGUCCAGUGUUACGUCCGGCAUGCACUGGCGCACCCGAACCACGAGACUAACGACACGCUGCUUCACCUUGUGGUGGCGGCCCGAGACGAAACGACGGUCUCGGUACUCGUCGCCGCCGGGGCGCCCCUGGAUACCGUCAACAAUGCGGGCGAGAGCCCGUGGACGCUGGCGGCCAAGCAAAACGACUCCUCAAGCACGCGCAUCGUUCAGUACAUAUGGCCUCGCCUCGCCUCAAUGCAGAAAGAAGCCGUUGUCAAGGCCGCGACUCAAAGUGCGAAUAUCAAUGUAUCAACGCUGGCCUUUCUCUUUCAAGUUGCCGUCCCCAAGGAGCCCAUUCCCGUGCACUUUAUCAGUUUUGCCGGCCACAGCUACUACACCGCAGCCAUUCGCACCAAUAACGCGGCUGCGAUCCAGCUUCUUUUAGCCGUCAAGGCCCCCAUGGACCAUCGCGAGGUGUGGCUGACGCUUCAGAGCGCCAUGAAAAACUGGAAGCAAGCGAGUCGGGCCAUGGUCGAAGUUCUCUUGCCCCAGCUGCCGCUGUCGACGCCCGUGGACCUUGUCGCGAGCUUGGUUCUCUUCGCCGCUCAAGCUCAGUGGUACAACAUUGUCCUGCACCUGUUGCAAGCCUUUCAGCUGCCGUUGUUGCGCCAACUGGACACGACGACGGCGAGUGCUGGCAGCUCGCUACUGCACUACGCUGUGCGGCACGGUCAAGCCACGGUGGUCCAGCGACUCUUGCAGCAAGGGACCGGGCUCGUCCACGACAAGCAGGGACAGACGCCGCUGCACCUUCUCGCGCAACUUGGCGAUCUCGGUUUGCUGCAGCUCUGGCAACGAGUCGCCCCGACGCAGCUCCAGUCGAUCUUGGAUGCGGCAGAUCGGGAUGGCAACACGGCGCUUCAUAUUGCAGCCAAGCGGGGGCACGUGGCCAUCGUCGAAGCUCUGCAACACGCCGGAUCGUCGGCGGGUAAUCUCCGGAACGCCCGAGGCUGGACGCCGGUCUUGGAAGCUGCCAAGGGCAACCACUUGCCGGUCGUCGUGCGUCUCGUCUUGCAGCAGCCGCCACCCGAGACGCUGGUCGCGACCGAUGGCAUCUCCAUCGUCCUGAUUGCAGCCGAAGGCGGGCACUUCAAGGUCGUGGCCUGGCUCCUCACGACGCUCAAUCUCUCAGCCGCUCACAUUCAGCAGCUGCGCUCAUCGGACGGACGGACCCUCGUGCAUUUCGCCGCUCUUUCCAACGCGCUGGAAAUCUUGUCGACGACUCCCGCGUGCAUCUCGCUUGUCAACGUCGCCGACAGCCAUGGCUGUCUCCCGCUGCAUUAUGCGCUCAUGCUAGGGCAUCUCGACGUCGUUGCUUUCUUUGGGCAGCACGGCGCCGACGUCUCGAGCCCGAUUCAAAACCGCCUCGUGGAGGAGCCCCUUCUGAUUGCGACGCUCUUGGCUUGGAACCCGCUGCCCGGUUGGUUCUGCGCCGCGCUUCACGCCAACGCGGUGGCCCCCGCCGCAGAAACGGCGCUGCCUCGUGCGGCACCAGCCUCGUUGGCACUCUGGGUGACGCCCAAGACAUCGCUUCUGGAAGCAGCGACGCGCCUCGGCCUCGAGACAACGGUUGCCACCGUCUUGCGACUCCUUCGAUUCAUUCCGCUGCUCUGUGACGGCGGUCUCGAGACGCGCCAGCGCAUCUUCAUGCAGGCCGUGGCGCUCAACCACGUGUCGAUCGUCGACGCUCUCUGCAACUGCGACCUCGUGCACCCUGUGGACAAGACACCGUUCUUCCGGGACUUUAUUGAGGCCGCGAUCCAGCACAGUGCGCUACGGGGCCUCGAGGAUAUGACACUCUGUCUUCUCCGCAACUGGGAGCGUUUCGGGUCGUCCGGAUCCAUCGCAGCCGCGCGCUUGUCCCCGGCCGAAUUUGCGUUUCAAUUUGCGACCGUACUCCAGCAAGCGUGUAUUUUCGGCCGACCAAAGCUCGUCGAGUACCUCGUGCUCAAAGGCGGCGAGUCCAUCCUCGGAUACCGCGUCGACGAAGGGCCCGCGCUCGUGUACGCCUUUGCUUUCGGCCAACGCGAGGUGAUUGCGCUCUUGCAGCGGUACGGCGCCGAGAUCAGUGCGCUCGACGGGUACAUUGCCCCGUCGCUCAAGCUCUGGGUCGAGUACGACGAAAACCCUCUUCUCCAGAACGAGUGGCACGACCGUAUCAGUGGCGUCCACACAGCAAGGUCCAACAAGCCUCGGCGACCGUUCGCGGGGCCGUUGGAAGUCUACGCCGUGGACGCCGAACGACUGCCGCUGAGCAUGCUCCAAGAUGGGUUCCGACCUCAAACGACUUGAAUGCAUAGUUUGACAUGGUA
Messenger RNA from Saprolegnia parasitica CBS 223.65, 7397 nucleotides. RefSeq lists its product as hypothetical. Gene Ontology annotation, cellular component: nucleus. Gene Ontology annotation, molecular function: RNA polymerase II-specific DNA-binding transcription factor binding. The coding region runs from base 1 to 7377 and encodes 2458 amino acids. Gene Ontology annotation, biological process: regulation of transcription by RNA polymerase II. The record is from RefSeq and is a predicted model, not a curated record. The transcript is spliced from 18 exons. Lineage: Eukaryota; Oomycota; Saprolegniomycetes; Saprolegniales; Saprolegniaceae.